Messenger RNA from Arabis nemorensis, 213 nucleotides. The record is from the annotation of a GenBank genome assembly. NCBI's taxonomy places the organism in Eukaryota, Viridiplantae, Streptophyta, Magnoliopsida, Brassicales, Brassicaceae.
AUGUCGUCCGAAUGUCCUGAAAAGAACUCAUGGCCGGAGCUUGUCAGAACUAAUGGAGACUAUGCGGCUUCGUUGAUAGAGAGAGAGAACUCGAAAGUCGAUGCUAUCGUGAUUUUGGAGGGAACUCCGGUAACAAAAGACUUCAGGUGCGACCGGGUCUGGGUUUGGGUCGAUAGAAACCGUAUCGUCGUCAAAGUUCCUACCGCCGGCUAG